AUGUAUACUCAGGUGAGCUUGACGCACGCGCAGAGCUCAUUUCACCUGCAGUGUCAGAGAAGCAUCGUCUGAAACCAAAGGGGAAACAGAACAAAGAAGAAACCCUCAGAAACCUUCACUUUCUCACCGGAAGCACGAAGACUGAAAUAAGAUGCAGAAAUCCAAAAGCCAAUACGAGUCCUUCCUCUUCUGGAGGCAGCCAAUCCCUUCCCUCGAUCUGACGGAGCUGGAGGACUUAGGUUUGAGUGACAGGACACCGGCCAAUAGCAUCAAAGGAAAGGACAAGUCCUCCUCCCUGAGGACUCAGGAUGAGGAGGGUGAGAUGACCGAGUUUUCCUCCUUUAAUUAUUGGAGAGCUCCGAUCGCCGACGUGGACGCUCUGCUGGCCGACCUCAAGCUGCUGCUCUGAAACACAACGCUCAUCACCCGACCUCUGACCCCAGACCACCUCCACCCCCACCUGACCUCCGAUCACAGAUCAUCCAUUGUCUGACCCCAGAUCAGCAUCUUUUAGACUGUUUAAGGAAGUCAACGAGAUAAGAGCGUGGUUUUCACAUUAAAGCCGAGUGCUGCACAGGCUGAUCCUGGUUCAGAUUAAACUCCCACAGCUUUUUGUCUAAACAUUCAUUUGAAGAGUCAGCUGACGUGUUAAUGACCUGGAAUCUGUAUCCCAUCCCGAGUCCAACUUCAUGACAAUAAUAACUAUGGUAAUCCUGUCACGAAGGUGAUUAUUAAUAAGAAAAUAAUCUUUGCUGAAACAAGUCAAACAGAAAAGGAAUUAACAAUUUAAAUAUUUGCACAAGGACAGUAGAAACAUGUUUCAUUAGUUUAGAACAAGUAAACAUCUGCACCUUAUACUAUGAUUAUUCUUAUUCUUACAGAUGUUAUUCAUUAGAACUAUGAGCACAAUGAAGCUGGACUCACCGCGUGACACAGAUCCCAGAUCUGUAUGAGGAUUGUAACUCCUGCUGACGUGGACACUAUUGAUCUGCUUCUGAUUUAUUGAACAAAUGUUUUUCUGUCAUAUUUAUUCAUUUAAGCGCACUGAGACUAAAGUUUUUGUCUUUUUCCAUUUGUGCCUUUUUGGGUUCUUUGAUCCUGAGCUGCUUUAUGAAUUUAUUUAAGUCACCGUGUGAAUUUAUUUAAGUCUCUUUAUGAAUUUAUUUAAGUCAUUGUAUGAAUUUAUUUAAGUCUCUUUAUGAAUUUAUUUAAGCCUCUUUAUGAAUUUAUUUAAGUCAUCGUAUGAAUUUAUUUAUGUAUUUCUCAUGUUGUUUUUCUUAGCGGAACUCAAACUGGAUCCAGACGAAGAAAAACUGCAGCGCAAUUUGUCAGAAUGUAAAUCCUGCCAACAAUAAAACGUAAAGUCCAAAUUCA
Messenger RNA from Gasterosteus aculeatus aculeatus (three-spined stickleback), 1374 nucleotides. RefSeq names its product MLLT11 transcription factor 7 cofactor (gene mllt11). Lineage: Eukaryota; Metazoa; Chordata; Actinopteri; Perciformes; Gasterosteidae. Gene Ontology annotation, biological process: positive regulation of mitochondrial depolarization; apoptotic signaling pathway; positive regulation of DNA-templated transcription. The record is from RefSeq and is a predicted model, not a curated record. Gene Ontology annotation, cellular component: nucleoplasm; cytosol.